This is a messenger RNA of Felis catus (domestic cat), 2526 nucleotides long. RefSeq lists its product as uncharacterized. Bases 207 to 815 code for a protein of 202 amino acids. The transcript has 3 exons. The record is from RefSeq and is a predicted model, not a curated record. Lineage: Eukaryota; Metazoa; Chordata; Mammalia; Carnivora; Felidae.
GGAGCGGCCACGCGCGACAUUUAGGGCCGUGACCACAGAGGCUAAGCGACGGCUACCGUCAGUGUUCGUGGAGAGGUGAAGUCAGACUUCCGCUGGCUGCCCCGUGUACCACAAGGCUGAGUCCUCCCACGCAGACAGGUGCAAACAUUGCAAAGAUUUGCUAAAUACUGAAUACCUACAGAGCCGUGGAUUAGAGAAGCAAGAAAAUGAUGCCAGGCAGUCCUGGAAAACAAAUACUGCAUGAGAGUGUUUUCAAAGGAGGAUAUUAUGGUUAUGUGGCAAUAUUAAAAAUGAGGAGAAGUUCAUCGCUUCACUCAACAAAUAUUCACUAUGUUCUGCUCCGUGGCAUGAACUGGGCCUGGGACAGCAGAAGUGGAGGAGACUGGCCUGGCUUCAGCCUUCAGGAAUCUGUGUCUGUGGAGACAAAGAGUGAUGUCCGUACAACAGAAAGGAAGAGAAAGUUUAGGAGAGCACAGAUGGAGGCAGAGGGGACAUGCACAUUUCCCAGAGGGACAAAAGUGAACCUGAAGGUCCAAAGGAUGGAUGCGAGCAAUGCAAAGUGUGCUGUGGGGGUUUUGGAGAGCAUUCCAGACACAGGAAGAACAGAAGGGCCACCCUCUAGGGACCAGCGGUCUGCACAGAGCACAGAGGUGCCAGCAGAGCAGGUGAGUAGCAUCUGGCCCCUGCUCUGCCCUCCACGUGCACAUCCUGGCACACAGCUGCCCCACACCCAACAACAUCCUCCUCUCCACACGGAAGUAGCAAAUGCUUGCCAAGCCAACUCCUAUGAGUAUAUUAAUUUGAGUCCAGGAUAAACCAUUUUCACAUAGAGACCCCCAAGCUUAGUGGUUUAAACAACCUGGAAGCUUGUUUUCCCUUAUGUGACACUGCAAAUGGUCCAGGGCUGGGAGCGCGGCUCUGCCCUCUUCUCUGAGCCCAAAGCUCUCCAGUGGUCUCUGUCCUUCAGCCUUCAGGCACAGGGAUGGGGAUACACAUGCAUCUCUUCAUGUAGGACAAGGAACACAAGUAGCAUGCAUCACUUCUCACUUCUCAUGUGUGAAAACUUGGUCCCAUGGUCACACCAAGAUUCAGGGGGGCUGAGAAAUGUAUCCCGUGGCUGGACAUCAUGCGCUGUGCUAAAGCCGGCAGCAAACAGGGGAGGAUGGAUGUCAGCAGAUAUUUAGCAGUCCAUGCCACAAGGGCAAGUGGGAAAGAAGGGCAAGAUGAUGGCAGAGGAGCCGGCAGGAGUCAAAUCACAUAAAACCUUGUUCAGAGCAAAGGAAACCUAGCUGUAGCCCUUAAAAAAGGGCAGUGGCAGAUUUAUGAGGACAGUGUGUGCUCACAGAAAAGGCUUUGCAAAAAAGCCUUGACUGAUCAGGGAAGACACAAGCCGAGGUUUCCCACUGAUUCUCCCACCUAAUUGUUACAUGUCCUUGUUUCCCAACAACCCAAAUACGCCUUCAGGGGACACAUGUCUGACUCAUAUGGUCUCCGAACAAAUGGCCUGGGGGCUUCACAUUAACAGAUAGUUUUAUGCAGAUAUAGACAGAAAUCUGAAAUAUCCUGUGUUAUUUAGCUUUGUACUGUCAGUGACCCUAGGGUGUGCUCUGAGUUUACAUAUGGUCACACAGGUCCCAACAAAGCACACAUCCUGAGGUGCAGAGGUGGCCCCACCAGCACACUCAUAUCUGUGAAUACAAGCGUGGCCUCUGCAUUGUGGUCAAGCCACAGAGAGCCAAACCACAUUCCUGCCUGCAUCCUCUUGAGGACUGUCAGAUCCCACCGUGGAUACAGGGCCAUCCACAUGGCAUUCAGGCCAGCACCCCAAAUUCUGUCUACACUGGAACAUCGAGGCUGAGGACUUGAUAGCUGCUGUCUGAAUUGGUUCAGUACACGGAAACUGGACUUGAAUCCAGGAAGGAGCACUUUAGAGAGCCACUUAUCUCACACCCUCAGCCUCGACCUGGCAGAAUGCUACUCCUGUAAAGACAACGGUAGUGUGUGUGUGUAUCUGUCUGUCUGUCUGUCUAUCUAUCUAUCUAUAUGUGUAUGUGUUCAUUUUUGUUAUCUCAUCCUCUCUGUAACUAUCUGAGGUACAUAUUAUCAUUCUUACAGAACUGAUGAAGACAUGGAGCCCAGGGAAGCUGGGUGACCUGGCACCUGCACCCACAGCCAGGAUUCGAACCCAGUUCUGUCUGGCACCAAACUCAUGCUCAUUUCCCUGCACCCUGUGUUGUUUAGUUAGUAGUUUUCUUCCUCAGAUUUAAUCCAUUUUAGAAAUUGGAUCAAUGAACUAGUUUUGGGACAUCUGUCUAAAUUAUAUUUAUAUUAUAUUACAUACAUCUAUCAUCCAAAAUGAUUUUUUCCAAAACCUACCUAAAUUUGCAUGCAAAUCACUGGCUAUAUCCUAUAAAAAGCACAUCAGAAAAUUCUGAUGUUCCUAUUCUUUUUUUUAACUAUUUUGAGAAAGAGAGAAAGCGUGAACAGGGGAGGGACAGAGAGAGAGAGGGAGAGAGAGAAUCCCAA